Messenger RNA from Zasmidium cellare ATCC 36951, 1320 nucleotides. RefSeq lists its product as uncharacterized. Gene Ontology annotation, biological process: proteasome-mediated ubiquitin-dependent protein catabolic process. The transcript has 2 exons. Gene Ontology annotation, cellular component: proteasome regulatory particle, base subcomplex. Gene Ontology annotation, molecular function: ATP binding; proteasome-activating activity; ATP hydrolysis activity. NCBI's taxonomy places the organism in Eukaryota, Fungi, Ascomycota, Dothideomycetes, Mycosphaerellales, Mycosphaerellaceae. The record is from RefSeq and is a predicted model, not a curated record. The coding region runs from base 1 to 1320 and encodes 439 amino acids.
AUGCCUUCGGCACAGGGCCAGAACUGGGAGAAGUACCAGAAGACCUUCGCCGACGACGAGCAGGAAGAGAAGAAGAUCACACCUCUAUCAGACGAGGACAUCCAAGUCCUCAAGACCUACAACUCCGCCCCAUAUGCAUCAGCGCUUAAACAGCUCGAGAAGUCCAUCAAGGACAAACAGACUUCAGUCAACGAAAAGAUCGGCGUAAAAGAAUCAGAUACUGGACUUGCGCCGCCUCAUCUCUGGGACAUUGCAGCAGACAAGCAACGCAUGCAGGAAGAGCAGCCUCUACAAGUCGCGCGAUGCACCAAAAUCAUCCCCGAUGAGAGGGACACCGAGAAGAGCAAGUAUGUCAUCAACGUCAAGCAGAUCGCCAAGUUUGUGGUCAACUUGGGCGAGCGCGUCAGCCCUACGGACAUCGAAGAGGGCAUGCGAGUGGGAGUGGACCGAAACAAAUACCAGAUCAUGCUGCCUCUUCCACCCAAGAUCGACCCCAGUGUCACAAUGAUGACAGUUGAAGAUAAGCCGGACGUCACAUACGGAGAUGUCGGAGGUUGCAAAGAGCAGAUUGAGAAGCUGCGAGAGGUUGUCGAGAUGCCUUUACUUUCACCAGAGCGAUUCGUCAACCUCGGUAUCGACCCGCCCAAGGGAGCACUACUCUAUGGCCCUCCUGGUACAGGAAAGACGCUGUGCGCGAGAGCAGUUGCAAACAGGACAGACGCUACCUUCAUUAGAGUCAUCGGUUCUGAGCUGGUGCAGAAGUAUGUCGGUGAGGGUGCUCGUAUGGUUCGCGAGCUCUUCGAGAUGGCACGGACAAAGAAGGCUUGUAUCAUCUUCUUCGACGAGAUUGAUGCAGUGGGAGGUGCCCGGUUCGACGAUGGCGCAGGUGGUGACAACGAAGUCCAGCGGACUAUGCUGGAACUCAUCACACAGCUUGACGGUUUCGACAGCAGAGGCAACAUCAAGGUCAUGUUCGCCACAAACAGACCAAGCACUCUGGAUCCAGCUCUGAUGCGACCCGGACGUAUUGACAGGAAGAUUGAAUUCGCUCUGCCUGACAUGGAGGGUCGCGCCAACAUCCUCAGAAUUCACGCCAAGUCCAUGUCAGUUGAGCGCGACAUUCGAUGGGAGCUGAUCUCGCGUCUCUGCCCCAACUCUACAGGUGCUGAAUUGCGCUCUGUGGCAACCGAGGCCGGCAUGUUCGCCAUCCGAGCGAGGAGAAAGGUUGCCAGCGAGAAGGACUUCCUGAGUGCUGUGGAGAAGGUCAUUCGUGGUGGACUCAAGUUCAACUCUACCGCUGCGUACGCGCAGUACAACUAG